This is a messenger RNA of Medioppia subpectinata, 6896 nucleotides long. Lineage: Eukaryota; Metazoa; Arthropoda; Arachnida; Sarcoptiformes; Oppiidae. The record is from the annotation of a GenBank genome assembly.
AUGAUGAACUCUCGCAGAGCUUUCGCCACUAAGUUAUCCAAAGAGUCAAAUGAAACGAUUCGCCAAAAGAUUGUCAAAAGUCUUCCCAAGUAUUUGGCAAACAGUCGUCCAAACAGUUCUUUGGGAUGUUUUUGCGAAGUGCCAUUGAAUGAAGUGAUAGAACCGAUCGAUUGGGAAGAGUUUAUUGUCUCCAAUCAGUCACUCAUUAUUAGCGAUCCGUUGAAAAAGUUUCUCUCGUUUCCUUCCGAUGACAUUGAAGUGAAUGUCUGUCAGCGACUCAUCCCUACCAUUAAGCCUAUAAUCCCUGACUUCGAUGAUGUCAGCGCUCAAGAAAACCCUCACAUCAAUCAAUGUCUUCAAUGCUAUACUUCUAAUUGGAUUGUUGUCCACAAAAAAUAUGAACACUUCGUUCAGUUUAGCGAGAGAUCUAUUGAAAGAUUGUCUCAAACGAAGACCAGUGCUCGGCAUGAAUACGAGGUCGACAUUGAAGUGAAUAAUAGCAGUGAAAAUGGUUUUUGUGACACAUCUCAGGACAGAACUCCUAUUCAAUGUUCGCAAUCGACAUCAUGUCGUACAUCGAGACCGCAAUCCAAUAUCAAUGAUUUGCCGCUCUAUUUGCGGCCACCGCUGGCCUCAGACGAGGACACGUCUGAGGGGUCGGCGACGCCCCCAUCGAACCGACACUCAAUUCUGAGUGAAUGUACGCCCACUUCGAGUACAUUGACGUCGAGGGACACGACUCCGCGCGGAAGUGUCUACGACUGUGCGAACUCGAGGUCUUCGCGCUCGAGUUGGCAUUUCAUUGAUUCGCCGCGAAAUUCAAAAAAUCUCGAGCGAACUAAUAGUCUUCACUCGAACUGCGGUCCGCGCGGCUCCAGAACCUCAUCCAUAUUCCACUUACGAAACUCACAAUCGGAUCCACUCAUUCCCAACCUCUUGGACGACAUUGGAAUCGACGAAAUCGAUCGCAUCAACGAAUUGCGGCGACACGAAGGAAGACAUGACUCAGUGUUCACUCUCUAUCCUCUACAAGAAGAAGACGAAUUAAUUGAAUUACGGCAACCAAUCCCUCCUCCGAGUGAACCCAAUCGACACCGAAUUGUGGUUAAGUGUCUGUCGAUGAAACUCGAGCUCGAAAUUGAGCCCAUCUUUGCCUGUAUUGCCUUAUAUGACGCCAAAGAGCGCAAAAAAUUGUCCGAAAAUUUCUACUUCGAUGUGAACUCCGAAGGACUAAAACGACUGCUUUCCAGUCAUAUUCAAUAUCAAGACGUGUCGACUCUGAGCCGGUCCUGUAUUUUCAAUAUAACCAAUCCGUCGAGUGAUAUGUUUUUAGUGAUAAAACUGGAAAAAGUACUUCAGGGAGACGUCAAUGAAUGCGCCGAACCCUAUAUGAAGGACGAGAAGAAUCGGGAAAAGUUGAAGACAAACGCAGCCCUUUGUUGCGAACGUUUGGGCAAAUAUCGGAUGCCUUUCGCGUGGACUGCGGUCUAUCUGUUGGAUGUGUUCAAUGGUAUCGGAACUAAUGAGACGACAAACGGCCAAAACGGUGGCGCAACCAAUGGUAGCGAAAACGGCGAAAACAAAGGCAGUUGUAAUAGUCUGGACAGCAUUAAGAAGCGAUGCAAUGAUUCCGGUUCUCUCAGUCGUAAGGGAUCUCUUGAGCGCAUUAAGAGUGAUAAGAGAAGCAGUCUUUCUGGCGAUGAGUUGUCCGAUGCCAUCAACAACUUCCACGCCGUCACCCUUACCAUCAACAGCUUCUUCAAACAAGACAACGACAGACUUACGGACGAAGACUUGUAUAAAUACUUGUUAGACCUGAAGCGCCCCACUUCUACACUUAAACGGCUUAAAUGCAUACCAGGAGUGCUUAAGAUAGACAUCUCUCCAUUUCCCGAAUCAUUUCCCAAAUAUUGCUUAACACCAGAAUUAGUGCGAAUACAUCCCUAUCCCGACGACAAGGGAAGGCCUAUCAAAGAGGUGUUGGAGUUUUCCUCGAAAGAAGUGUUUUCUCCCCAUUAUGUGUACCGAAAUAUUCUGUAUAUUUACCCGAAGAACGUGAACCUGACGAACAGACAGGGAUCCGCUCGUAAUAUUGCCGUCAAAAUGCAAGUGAUGAGCAAUGAAGACGACUACAGCUCUCUACCCAUUAUAUUCGGCAAAUCCAGUUGUCCUGAGUUCUCGUCCGAAGCGUUCACUUCAGUUAACUAUCACAACAAAUGUCCCAAUUUUAACGACGAAAUCAAAGUGAAAUUGCCCUCAAAAUUGACAGAACAGACGCACAUUCUCUUCACUUUUUAUCACAUUCACACAAAACCCAAACAAUUGGAUCAAACGACUAAUGAGAUACUCGGCUAUACAUGGGUUCCACUGUUCAGAGAGGGUAGACUUCAGACGGGGCCGUAUUGUUUGCCAGUGAUGAUGGACAAACCGCCGCCCAGUUAUUCAUUUCUGACGCCAUCCAUUCAAAUACCAAACACGCGAUGGGUUGACAAUCAUAAGGGAUUGUUCUCUGUUGUGGUCGAAGCCGUCUCAAGUGUUUACUCUCAAGACAUUAAUUUAGACAACUUUUUGCACUUAUCGACGGCCAUCGAUGAACAGAAUAUUCCGCAACGACUUUUGCCUAACAUUGAAAACGAAUUCAAAACAAGUAUUCUUUCGAUAUCGAGCGCUCAAAUCGAGCCUUUGGUUCAAUUCGUGCCAAUCGUGUUGAACCGAUUGAUCCGUCUGUUAGUCCGACCGCCGGUUAUUAAUGGCAAUCAAAUAUUAAACAUUUCUCAGUCUGUAUUUGAAUCGAUCGCUUCAAUUGUGUCGAAGAUUAACAAAACUUUGUACUCAGAAUACACUGACAUCCGAACGGGAAUACUGUCCACUUUUAUUCAUUAUCAGGUCAUAUUCCCGCCCCCGCAGGCCAUACCUCAUAGUCUUAUGAGCCAAACGAGUAUGGAUUCGGAUAUCGAUCACUCAUUUUUUCAUACAAACCCCUCAUAUCACGCCCGAAGUAAUAGCAAUCCUGAUGUGCCAAUCGGUACAACCAAUGAAACACCGUUUCCCGUAAUGAACAAAGGACUCGACAGAGCCAGUAGUGUUCGCUCUCCUCAGUCCAACUCCCAGUACUUAUCGGACAAAUCAAUUGCUUAUAACAAGAAGGGAAUGGUAACAAACCUCCAGAAGUUAUUCCACGAAGAGUUGGUUCUCCAGUGGUUGGUGUCGAGCGGCACGAGUAGAGACGUCGCCCUUUCAAACGCCGGUUUCUUCUUUGAUAUUAUAAUAAAGAGUAUUUGCGAACAUUUGGCCGUUUGUGGAGCCCUUCAAAGCCCUCGUAGGGAACGGUUUCCCAAACAAUUCACUGAUGAUAUCAUAUCAUUAGUGAAUUUGAUUAUAUCUGAUAUUAUCAAUCGAUUGAAUCGAGAGCUCAAAGAUUUAAAGCUCAUUCACUCGUUGAACAAUUCGAUCGCCUUUUUUAUACGAGACUUACUCUCACUUUUGGACAGACAUUAUGUCUUUAAUUUGAUACGAAUUUAUUACAAACACAUGUCAAACAAUAUUCAGUUCACAUCCGAGACGAGUACAAACUACUCAUUCCUCCUACGGCUCGACUUUAUGCGCAUAUUGAGCGGACACGAGCACUUCAUUUGCCUCAAUCUGCCCUUCGCUACCCCUAUCUUCCCGACGACUCCUUCGUCCGCAUCGCAGCCCAAAUCAUGGGAUCAGAGCUCACUCUUCUCCCCUCUCGACAGAACUCUAACCACACUUUUAGACCGAAUCACAACUUUUAGUGAACUCACCGACGAUUACCGACGCCAACACUUUUUGACUGGUAUUAUAUUUUGUUCGCUUUCAUUGGCGCUCGAAGUGAACAGCGCUUCCGUCCACUCGAAAGCUGUUAAUUUGGUUCGCGCUUUAAUGACAUCACAUGAUUGGGACCCUCGCUAUAGCGAACCGGAUGUCAAGUCUAGAAUAGCGUCUCUUUAUUUGCCAUUAAUCGCUAUAGUUUUGGACGCUUUGCCACAACUGUAUGACUGGAAAUCAGAGGAUGUGUUUAAAACUGAUUCGAGGUCUCCGUCGGUCUGUAAUACACUUAAAAGAAAUUCAGACGAAAAACGGCGUCCAAUAGUACUCAAUAGUAAUAGCGAUUUAGACGACUUGACUACCAGUCCAUUGAACAGUCCGCUCAACCAAUCGGUUGCGAUGGCUAUCGCCGGCUCCGGUGUCUUCACUCGUCCCGAAGAGGAGAGCUAUGAACCCAGACGUUGGCCACUAAGAGAAGACACGACAAAACACUUGUUGAUAUGUUUUCUGUGGGUUAUAAAGAAUGCCAACCAAACAGUACUCUAUCGUUAUCUCAAUGAAAUGCCUUUCCAUCGAAUCUAUCAAUUCCUAGAAGUGCUCAAAAUAUGUGUUUCAUGUUUUGAAUACAAAGGUCUGAAAGUAAUUAAAAAAGCGAGUCUUAUAUCGUUUAAAAAGCCAUUUGAUCUAAAGUCGAAACUCGAGGACGCGAUCCUCGGUCUGGGAAGCGCUCGAAGAGAACUCAUAUUAAGAAGACGUGAUAGAAAUCCUCCGCAGUCUUCGCAAAGCUUUUCCCAAUCAGAUUCUCUUCGAUGGCGUAAAGACUCGACACUCACUCGAUAUAACAGUAGCGCCAAUCAGAUGGAGAGAACCAAACAGGACUACGAGACCGAAGCCGCUCUGAGCGGCAAUCUUUGCGCUGAACUCAAUUUAGUCGUAUUGGACGCCAUCGAGAAAGUGACCAUAAUUUUAGCCCAACAUUCAGACUGUGAUAACGAACAGAAUUUGCUUCAAAGCAAAGAACUAUUGGGAAAUGUAUUGCAAAUUGUUUUGUACUCAUUAUCACUAAAUCAAAGCACAUUUGUAUUGCAAAACAUAUUCCCGACUCAGCGCUCGCUUACACUUAAAUUUCCUCAAAUCAUAUUUGAAGACGGAUUUGACGUUGAAUUCUGUGCCGAUCUGUGCCUUCAACUGCUCCGUCACUGCAGUUCAUCCAUAGGUCACGUGAGAGCACAGGCGGCCGCUUCGCUCUACACGUUAAUGCGGCAGAACUAUAGCUCAAAAGUACAGAACUUCGCCAAAAUCAAAAUGCAAGUAACGAUGUCUUUGAGUCAUUUGGUGGGAACGAGUAAGUCAUUCAAUGAGCCAUCGCUCAGACGCUCACUCAAGACAAUGUUGGUCUACGCCGUGAUUGACGCCGAUAUGCAAGAGUCCAACUUUCCAGAGCAGGUCCAGGAGUUGGUCUUCAAUUUGCAUAUGAUUUUGUCGGAUACCAUCAAAAUGAAGGAAUACAAAGAAGAUCCAGAAAUGCUUCUCGACUUAAUGUACAGAAUAGCGAAGGGAUACCAGAAUUCGCCGGAUCUGAGACUCACAUGGCUUCAGAAUAUGGCUCAGAAACACACCGAUAGAGGCAAUCACGCGGAGGCCGCCCACUGUUUUAUCCACUCGUGCGCUCUCGUCUGCGAAUAUCUUCAUCUGUUUGAGAACAAGCCUUAUAUACCCGUCAGUUGUAUAGCGUUUCAAAAGAUUUCGUCCAAUAUAUUGGAAGAGAGUUUGGUUUCAAACGAAGUUCCCGUCGAUAAUAAGGACGGACUCUUCACUGGGAAGUCGUUCAGUGAGAGCGGACUCGUGGCUCUCAUAGAACAGGCGGCCCUCUGUUUCAACAACGGAGGAAUGUAUGAAGCGGUGAAUGAGAUCUAUAAACUGCUGAUCCCUAUCGCCGAAGCGCAUCACGACUACAAGAAAUUGGCCGCAAUUCACGGCAAACUUCAAGAAGCGUUCGUUAAGAUUGAACAGCAAACCGGCAAAAGAGUGUUCGGCACUUACUUUAGAGUCGGUUUCUAUGGACCAAAGUUUGGAGAUCUGGACAGAGAAGAGUUCGUCUAUAAAGAACCGUUUCUCACAAAACUUCCCGAAAUAUCUCAUAGACUCGAAAACUUCUAUUCAGAACAGUUCGGCACUGAAUUUGUCGAAGUUGUCAAAGACGGAAAUCCUGUCGAUGUAAACAAAUUGAAUCCCGAAAAAGCUUACAUUCAGAUAACGUAUGUCGAGCCGUACUUUGAUUCGUGGGAACUCGACUCACGACAAACAAUAUUUGAAAAGAAUUAUAAUAUAAAGAGAUUUAUAUAUUCGACUCCAUUCACAAUGGAUGGCAGAGCGCACGGAGAUCUUCACGAACAAUACAAACGCAAGACUAUAUUAACGACUAUUAAUUCGUUUCCUUACGUCAAGACUAGAGUUCUGGUUCACGACAGACAACAGAUUGUUUUGACGCCCAUUGAAGUGGCCAUUGAGGACAUCCAGAAGAAGACAAUAGAGUUGGCGAGUGCCACAUAUCAGGAGCCAAUUGACUCCAAAAUUCUUCAAAUGGUACUCCAGGGCUGUGUGGGAACGACUGUAAAUCAGGGCCCCUUCGAAGUGGCCGCUGUCUUCCUAUCGGAGUCGAGCAAUCGGACGCCACAACAGAGACCGCCCUCUCCUCUGCAAAAUAAACUCAAGAAUUGUUUCAAAGACUUUUGCCGAAAAUGUGGAGACGCUUUACGAAAGAAUAGGGUUUUGAUUGGAAGCGAUCAAAAGGAAUAUCAGAAAGAAUUGGAGAGAAAUUAUUAUAAAUUUACAGAAAAAUUGGCGCCACUUAUCAGUACUAACGGACAGCAGGCUCUGCGGGCUCUACGGGAAACUUAUUGGAACAGUUCGGCUAACAUUGCCCUCAGAACUAAACCAAAUACUCUUUUAUGAUUUCGAUGCUCUUUCGUCGGGUAUUUGUAUAUACUUUUCAUUUUCAAUAUUUAUUUAUUUAUUUUCAAAACCAAUCGUGUAUUUCUUAUAAUGAAUUUCUUACGCGACAAUAACUAUACAACUCUUUAAACCAAAAUACAAAAUAAUGCCUC